Messenger RNA from Talaromyces atroroseus, 1365 nucleotides. RefSeq lists its product as hypothetical. The record is from RefSeq and is a predicted model, not a curated record. Gene Ontology annotation, molecular function: zinc ion binding; DNA-binding transcription factor activity, RNA polymerase II-specific. NCBI's taxonomy places the organism in Eukaryota, Fungi, Ascomycota, Eurotiomycetes, Eurotiales, Trichocomaceae. The coding region runs from base 1 to 1365 and encodes 454 amino acids. Gene Ontology annotation, biological process: regulation of DNA-templated transcription. The transcript is spliced from 5 exons.
AUGGCCAAAGUGAAGUGCAACUUCCAGCCUCGAUGCUUGCGGUGUACCAAUAAAGGUCUCGAAUGCGUGUAUGAUACGACUGCUGCUAAUGCUUCUAUUCAUGCUCCUACUACAAGUGAGGAACAAAUUACCAAUGAACAACCAGCAGCAAACGCGUCUCCUGUCUUUACCCUGGACCUAUUCGCAAUUGGUGACAUCAAUAGUACCUUCAAUGACUUCGGUGCAUCCACUGAGACAAUUGAUAUGGACGAAGCGCAAGUUUAUGUUGACUGGGAUGAGGUCAAUCUCGUAGAGAGUCCAGAGACUGACAUCCUCUCACAAAGUCCCAUGAAUAACCUGCCUUGUUUCCAAUAUGAGCAGGCUGCUAGGCCUAACAGGCAACCCGCUCACAAAGAGAACCUCUUGCUCACUGAUCUUCCCUGGUCUGCACUGGGCCCUCCAGAUAACAGUCUCCCUGUCAUGUCCGAAACUACAUGUCUCUCCGAGCUACCAUAUCGGGAAUUUCUUACUCCAAUCCCAAUACCAAACCCCGUUGCAAAGUUUACUGGUAAUAUUGUCAUGCAGAUGCUUUGUGCCUUUCCACAGAUGAUGCUUCGAAGGGAAACUCUGCCUCCUUUUAUACACGGGCACUGGUAUCAAACAACAAGUGCUAUAGAGCCUGCUCUGCCUAGGCCACUGGUUAAUUGCAUGGGACUAGCGCAGGUCUUUGCUUCUCACAAUCUUGAGACUAGGCUAUUUUUGUGGCACACAGGUCGGGCAGAACAACAUUCCCUGGCUGAAAAGGCAAGUCAGUGCCAAUUCUCGAAGGAUGAGCACCUCGCAGCAAUACAAGCCCUGCUUGUAUAUAUUAUGAUGCGAGUCAUCGAUAACUCAAAAAUCGAGCCGGACUUAAACCUUGAAUUGCUAGUUACUUACCAGAGCCUUUGUGACAGCUUCAAAGCUGGGAAGAUUGGGUUUUUGCCGAGUCCAGAAGAAGGUAAUGUUCAAUGCCACUUUUCCACGCACACGCCCAUACACAUCCUAAUGUUCACUAACAACCUAAACCGCAGAACGGCAAUCGUGUGGCUUCUAAUUACCCAAAUGUUCCAGAUCAAGAUUGGUGUACCUUGCGAUAGAUUCGAGAGCUUCCGAGAUAUCCCCCUCUCUUCUCCCAAGUCACUCUGGGAAGCACGAACACGUGCAGCAUGGCAGUCGGAAUAUGAAGUAUACGCCACCAUGCCGCGGAUGGGUUUGGACGUUUUUGGCGACCUUCUUGAUGCUUGUAAGCAGGGCGAUGUCGGUUUAAACAAGCUGAAACUGCACGCUUGGAAUGCCACGGUUGAUAAUCUCGGCAUUUUGCUUAACCUGUGCGCGGAGAUGACUUAG